GCUUGCGGGCCUUUCAAACAUGGAGGAGCGGGAGCGGGAGUGGGGGGCGAGGUCGCCCGGAGCCGGCAGCCCCGGGCGCCCGCCCAGCCCGCGCCUGGAUGUCAAGUCUGACCGCUUCGACCCGCUGCUGGCCCUGUACGCGCCGUGCCUGCCCCCCAUCCCCUACCCCAACGCGCCCUGCUUCAACAACGUGGCCGCCUACGAGACCUUCCUCAGGACCGGCUGCCGGGGCGGGCGCGGGCGGGCGCGGAGCGCGGCCCCGGCCCCAGGGGCCCCCGCCGCCGCCGCCGCCGCCGGACCCUCGAGCAGGACCCGCCGCCGCCGGGACGCCCCCGCCCCGGACCCCGAGCGCAUCGAGCGCCUCCGCCGCCUCAUGGUGGUCAAGAAGGAAGGGGACGAGGCCGACGGGGAGAGCCGCCGCGCCCCGGGCCGGGGCAGGAGAGCGCCGCGCAACGUGCUCACGCGAAUGCCCCUGCACGAAGGCAGCCCUCUGGGUGAACUCCAUCGUUGUAUCCGGGAGGGGGUGAAAGUGAAUGUUCACAUCCGCACUUUCAAGGGACUUCGGGGCGUCUGUACAGGCUUCCUCGUUGCAUUUGACAAGUUCUGGAAUAUGGCACUUACUGAUGUGGAUGAGACCUACCGAAAGCCUGUUCUAGGCAAAGCAUAUGAGCGGGAUUCUUCAUUGACUCUCACGAGGCUAUUUGAUCGACUAAAACUUCAAGAUUCCUCCAAGAAGGAGGCAGAUUCUAAGUCUGCAGUUGAAGACUCCACUCUGUCCAGAUACUCCCAGACAUCCACUUGGAAGGUAGCCUCAGUGUGGGGAAGAGAAGACACUGACCGGGUCUCACGCAAACAUUCCCGCUCCGUCCCUUCUUCCCUGCAGGCAUCUACAAGGGAGGAGUCCAGGUCAGAGCUGUCAGGGAGGACUAUUCGGACAGAAGGGUCUAGUGCGGGAGGUACCUUUUCCAGAGCUACUACCCUUUCUAGGGGCCAGUCCCGUAAGAAAAAGAGAAAGCCCAAAGUAGAUUACCAACAGGUAUUCACUAGACACAUAAAUCAGAUUUUCAUUCGAGGCGAGAAUGUCCUGCUAGUUCAUCUUGCACAGUGAGCAACUCUGCUUCACUUGAG
Molecule: messenger RNA, 1128 nt
Organism: Eptesicus fuscus (big brown bat)
Lineage: Eukaryota; Metazoa; Chordata; Mammalia; Chiroptera; Vespertilionidae
Gene: LSM11
Product: LSM11, U7 small nuclear RNA associated
Exons: 4
Coding region: 20-1108 (362 amino acids)
Biological process (GO): mRNA 3'-end processing by stem-loop binding and cleavage
Cellular component (GO): U7 snRNP
Molecular function (GO): U7 snRNA binding
Source: RefSeq, a predicted model, not a curated record